UAAAUAUGUGAGGGUCCGUUCGAAACCCUUUGAAGUCUUGAGAACGUCUGAAAGUUGUAACCUACGUUGUAUAUGCUGGUAUUUGGGAAAAGUAAAUAUAAAAUCAAAUUCACAUGAACUAUUUCGCGUACCACUAAAUUUCUGACUGACCUGGUUGGUCGGUGGAGUUCUGUACUUUACAAGAGAAGGGCUAAGUAGCUAGCAGCACACAGCGUUCUAGCUAGCUAGCUAGCUAUGUUCCUCGUGCGGCAAAAGUAGAGCAAAUUCUUCAGCUUAUGAUUUGACGGAUACAAUGGACAUCGUCUGAACGGUGUGUUUUUUGAAUAACUAGGUUUUUUUUCUUCUGAGAAAUGCAUUUGAAAGUAAUCGGUGGUCAUACCGUUGUUAGUAAAUAACGCCAUGGACUGGACCACGACACAGCUUGUAGGCAAAUCUCUGCCUAACGGACAAGAUGUAAAGUGCAGAGACCGUGAGAGUGCCAUAACAAAAACGGAUCAAGGAAAUGCAGCCAAGGAUCGGACAAUUCAAAUUAGCAUUUGCGGAUCCACACCGCUGCUCUGGAGGUCGGUCGAUAUUAAACAGUCUAGGGACGAGGUCGGGGUGAUCGGGACCCUGAUAGGUUCACUUGCCAGACAGCCAAGGCAAAACAAUAGAUUAGGAAGACCCCUGGAAAUACUUAAGGAAGAAGCUCGUCUCUUGUUGGAGACGGGAGAGGCUACCGAUGUACGGCAUCCGGACAAGAGCAAGAAGGUGUCUGAAAGUGGAGAGAGUCAUCUGAAUGCUGUUCAACUUUACCAGGCUAGACUAGACCGCAGCUAUGAAGAACAAUGCAGUCUGGCUCUGGAAGAGAAGAAAGCAGUGCUGCAUAGAGUGAUGGAUGAGAAACAGAAUAACCAUACAGGUAACGAGGGUCCAGAAAGAGCCGUGAGAGAGCGCCUUUGCUCCCUGGAAAAAAGCUUCUCGUUCCCCCGUUCCGCCAUGGCUGUUCAACUUUGUACCGCACGUGCUGGCUUCAGUCACUGCCCCGAAGAACUUGCUUUCUUAGCUGCUGAUUGGCCAGAGCCUAGAGACAAGCACUCAGAGGCGAGAUUCCGGGUGUAUAAGGACCUGAGGAGGAAGGGCUUCUACCUAACCGCAGCAGGGAAGUUUGGGGGAGAUUACCUGGUGUAUCCAGGUGAUCCACUUCGUUUUCAUGCCCACUUCAUUGCGUUGUGCAUGCCUAUGGAUGAGUCAUCUCCCCUCAGUGAUAUUCUUACUAUAGCACGGCUUGGUUCCAAUGUGAAGAAAACUGUGCUGCUGUGCUCCCCACGGGAUCCCAGUGACAGCCAAGUAGAGGGGGAUGUUGUGUAUUCAUCUCUACAGUGGAGUGGAAUGGUAUAGCGUUUACCACUAGCACAGGUCAUGGUAAUAAUGGUGCUAAAAGCCCAAGUGUGUGAGCCAAACAGAACCAAGUAGCUUGUCUGUCAGGACUGAGCCAGCAGGUGGACUGUCCCUGUGGGAAGGUCAUGUGUAUAUUAUGUAAUAAAGUUUAAAAAUAUC
Molecule: messenger RNA, 1539 nt
Organism: Electrophorus electricus (electric eel)
Lineage: Eukaryota; Metazoa; Chordata; Actinopteri; Gymnotiformes; Gymnotidae
Product: TSEN34 tRNA splicing endonuclease subunit
Biological process (GO): tRNA splicing, via endonucleolytic cleavage and ligation; tRNA-type intron splice site recognition and cleavage
Cellular component (GO): tRNA-intron endonuclease complex
Molecular function (GO): tRNA-intron lyase activity; nucleic acid binding
Source: RefSeq, a predicted model, not a curated record